Messenger RNA from Wasmannia auropunctata (little fire ant), 1380 nucleotides. RefSeq names its product homeotic protein empty spiracles-like. The coding region runs from base 1 to 1380 and encodes 459 amino acids. Gene Ontology annotation, biological process: brain development; regulation of DNA-templated transcription; central nervous system development. Gene Ontology annotation, molecular function: DNA binding; DNA-binding transcription factor activity, RNA polymerase II-specific. The record is from RefSeq and is a predicted model, not a curated record. The transcript has 3 exons. Lineage: Eukaryota; Metazoa; Arthropoda; Insecta; Hymenoptera; Formicidae.
AUGAUGCCGCUCGCGCCGACGCCAAUCGUUCCGGUGCCAUCUAAGCCGAAGAUCGGCUUUAGCAUCGAUUCGAUAGUCGGCGGCGGGCAAGGCCGCGAAGCGGAUCGUCUGGACCGGUUGGAGCGAGUCGAAAUCGAUGGCAGUCCGAUGGAAAUAGUGGAGGGCUCGUCCUCGCCGCGAGCACGCCGGGUCGCCACGAGAUCGCCCGGCGCUCAUUCCGAGAGCUCCGAUCGGCCUGUCUCUAGGAGUUCCUCUGUUGAGUCAUAUCCGAACUCGCGACGGACACCGUCGCACGCUACCGUCGGUAGCGGCGGCGGUGGCGGCGGUCACCAUCAUCUUCACAGUACCAAUCAUCACGGUCACCCGCAUCAUCACAAUCUGUCGGCGACGACGCAUCUAGACUUCGGUCGAACAACCGUUCACAGCCACAGCGGCGGCUCCACUCCCAACAACAGUCCUAGUCCACCGCACAGGAUACCACACGGGGACUCACCGGUCAGCUCGCAUCCACAGCCACCCCCGGGGGUGGUCAGGCCCAGUCCGAACUACCUCGCGCCACCACCUAGCGCCGCGACGGCCGCGGUAAUGGCCGCGGAGCAACUCAAGUCUCUAUACGGGCUACCUGGCGGCCACAGUCCUGCGGGACCGCAGACCGGCCAGAAUGAAUAUCACACGCAGCAGCAACUGGCACUAGCUGCCAAUUUGGCCGCGGCCCAUCAGCACUUCCAGGCGGCGAAUAUCGCGGUGGCGCUUCAGGCGCAUCACGGCUCGUCGCCCCAUGGACCGCCACAUGGGCCUUAUCCGCACGGUGGGACUCCCGGCGGGCCACAUCCGCCCCCUCAUCCCCAUCAGCCGCCUAGAGACAGUUAUCCCCUAUAUCCUUGGUUACUCUCGAGGCAUGGUAGAAUCUUUCCACACAGAUUUCCUGGAGGUCCCGACAUACCCGGCUUCUUACUUCAACCCUUCAGGAAACCGAAGAGAAUAAGGACGGCCUUCAGCCCGAGCCAAUUGCUUAAGCUGGAACACGCUUUCGAGAAAAAUCACUACGUCGUCGGCGCGGAGAGAAAGCAGUUGGCGCAGGCGUUGUCGUUGACGGAAACUCAGGUGAAAGUAUGGUUCCAAAACCGGCGGACGAAACACAAGCGGAUGCAACAGGAGGAAGAGGCGAAGGCCCAGCAGCAAUCGGGUGGUGGAGGUGGCGGUGGCGGGGGCGGUGGUGGGGGUGGUAAUGGAAAUGCUAACAACAAUAGCAACAACAAGAACACGCAUCACGUCAGCAAGUGGCAGCAGGAGACCGGCGACUACCAUCACGAGGACGAGGAGGAGGACGAGCACAUCGAUCCGGAAGCCGAGGAGUGUUCGAGCGGCUCUGAAGCGUAG